AUGUCUUCUGAUAGUAAUGCUACCAGUAUUGCUGCUGCUGCUGCUAUUGGUGGCAGCAGCAGUGCUAACAACAAUAAGAAACAGAAAAUGUCUCCUCCGAAUGAAUCUCUUCUUUGGGCUGAUGAUGAUAUUUCGAUCCAAGGCAUUCUCCCUUUUGUUGGUGUAGGACAGUACGCUUUUGUAGGAGCUGUCAACAAGAAGAUGAAUCACUACUGCAAAAUUGAGCCCAAGAAAAACCCAAGAAAGUUGGAAAUAUUAUGA
Molecule: messenger RNA, 261 nt
Organism: Seminavis robusta
Lineage: Eukaryota; Bacillariophyta; Bacillariophyceae; Naviculales; Naviculaceae
Source: the annotation of a GenBank genome assembly